This is a messenger RNA of Talaromyces rugulosus, 636 nucleotides long. RefSeq lists its product as uncharacterized. Lineage: Eukaryota; Fungi; Ascomycota; Eurotiomycetes; Eurotiales; Trichocomaceae. The transcript is spliced from 2 exons. The record is from RefSeq and is a predicted model, not a curated record. Bases 1 to 636 code for a protein of 211 amino acids.
AUGUCGAACGAUUGGGAAGUUCUUGAGAUGUUCCAUGACAAAAAGGAACCAAUCAUAUUUAAUAAUAAAAUCCAAGCCUAUGGAGACCUACGUGAAUCUAUGCGCAAAUUCAACCUCGCUAUCUUGAACAACCAUGCAGAGUCAAAUAGCAUUGCUUGGAUCGAAGGUAUAAACGCGGAGCUGUUAAAGCUUCAGCCACUCUUCGACAAAAUAAGAGAACAUAAUCCAUGGUCGAGCUUCCUUGAAGUAUUCGGAGAUGCCAAAACUCUCGCCCAUGUUAAACAGCGUGACCUCAAAGACGAUUGGGGAUACGAUUUUAAGAAAAUCCAGGAAUGGAAGGAGCUACACUACGGAGAACUCCAGAGGGACGGUCUACCGCCAUUGGAAGCAGAUUUCUUCGUCGAGUACAAGAGAUCGCCUUAUGGGGUGUGGAAGGAGAAGUACGAUGACUAUAUUUACCCUGGGCCACCGGGCAACAACAGUUUCGACUUUGCUGGUAAUGGUAGCGAGGAUGAUCCGAGGUGGAAAGAUACGGUAUCACGGUUCAGGGACAAAAAAACAGUCUGUCGAUGCCAUCCAAGUUCUCUAAAUCAAGAGCGGCACCGUCAUUGGCUGAACACUGAUGAAUACAUGUAG